AUGAUGAUACGACCAGGACAGCACAUUGAUCCGCAGGGUCUCGUAUAUCAUCCUUACCUAGUUGGAUGGGCCGAAUACUGGGAUAAGUCCAAUCUUCGCGACUUUCUGAAUAUCCUGACCGAUGUCUUCGCAAAAGAACCCCCAGUUGUGGCUAGACAACCGCAGCAAGCUCGACCACCUCCUGUGCAUGCUACUCCGACACCUCCUCCUGUCCCGCCUCCGCCUCCUGGUAUGGGACCGGCUUCACGCCCUGCGACACAGGAUCCGCACUCUUCAGAUCAGCCGCGUCCUCCUCCUCCACCCCCCAAAGCCCCUCAGAAUGCAUCUCCUGCGCAAAAUCGACCACAAACUGGGCCACCAUUGCCUCCAAUUCCGGGACAGUCUCCCGUGCAGUCUAAUCGCAUGUCACGCUACGACUCAGCUCCUCCUCUACCACCCCAAGUUAGGAGCCCGCCUGCGCAGGAUCCGCGAAUGCUUCGUCCGCAAGAGCAGUAUCCGACUCGUCAUAUGCCUCCUGCUGGGCCGCCAAUGGCGGCGCAACCCAGACACAUGAAUGAUACACAGUCAUUUACGCCUUCAUCUCAACAACAAUGGCAGCAAAUGCCACUACAGCAACAGCAAUAUCAACAACCUCCACAACCGCCGACAUGGGCUCAAGCUGCUCCACCACAACAAAGUCCUGCGAAACCACCUCCACCUCCUGAUCUGCUUGACGAGCCCUUAGAGCUAGCAUUGCCCAAUACUACAGUAGCGGCACCUCCGAUCCCACCCAAUCCCGAGAAGGAUGCGCUCUUACGGCAGUUGGCUCAGACACUGUACUCGAUUAGAAUGCGCAGCAGGCAGCAGAACGACUCAAGCAUGGCUGGCUUACAAGCACAAAGAACAGCAAUGUUGUCAGCGAUACCUGCUUUCCAAGCUGAAGGCGGCCAAUUGACGCAGCUUUCUAAUGUACUAACGUCGAACUCUAAUAUUCUACACGAUGCCCUUCAUAAAGCGGAUGCAGUCAUUGAGGGAUCCAAGAGCCACCCUGUGCCGGAAGUCGAUGAGCUACUCGUAGCUCCCACUGUGGUCGCAAACCAGCUUUACACGCUAGUGGCAGAAGAGCGAGCUCUCGGUGACGCUAUAUUUAUGCUCGGCCGGGCUGUUGAACGCGGACGCAUCACUCCUGCAGUGUUUGCAAAGAUGACACGGCAUCUUGCAAGAGAGUGGUAUUUAAAGAAGGCAUUAGUACGAAAGAUUGGACAGGGGAUGGGUCUUGCCGCAUGA
Fusarium coffeatum is the source of this 1266-nucleotide messenger RNA. RefSeq lists its product as uncharacterized. Gene Ontology annotation, molecular function: ubiquitin binding. NCBI's taxonomy places the organism in Eukaryota, Fungi, Ascomycota, Sordariomycetes, Hypocreales, Nectriaceae. Gene Ontology annotation, biological process: endosome to lysosome transport; protein modification process; protein transport. Bases 1 to 1266 code for a protein of 421 amino acids. The transcript has 2 exons. The record is from RefSeq and is a predicted model, not a curated record. Gene Ontology annotation, cellular component: ESCRT I complex.